Aspergillus bombycis is the source of this 1512-nucleotide messenger RNA. RefSeq names its product cytochrome P450. The record is from RefSeq and is a predicted model, not a curated record. NCBI's taxonomy places the organism in Eukaryota, Fungi, Ascomycota, Eurotiomycetes, Eurotiales, Aspergillaceae. The annotation marks the transcript as partial. Gene Ontology annotation, molecular function: oxidoreductase activity, acting on paired donors, with incorporation or reduction of molecular oxygen; iron ion binding; heme binding. The transcript is spliced from 5 exons.
CCACAGUACAGCACCAUGACUCUACCCUGGUAUUACAUUGGAGGAUUGGCUGCUAUCAGCUACCUCAUCGUCAGGAGCAUCUAUCGACUUUACUUCCACCCUCUCAGCAAGUUUCCCGGGCCAAAGCUAGCCGCCCUGACCCACCUGUAUGAAAUCUACUAUGAUGUAGUCAAAGGCGGGAGGUAUCUCUGGGAGAUGCAGAGAAUGCACGAUCAAUAUGGCCCCAUUGUGAGAAUCAAUCCGCGUGAGCUCCAUAUCAAAGAUCCCUACUAUUUUGACGCCAUCUAUACCGGAAAAAGGCAAGCGAAGGACCCAUACAUAGUCAGAACGUUUGCCACUCCCCAGUCUACCGCCGCCACAGUCGAGCAUGAUCGUCACCGCUACCGUCGAGAAUUGGUGAACCCCUUUUUCUCAAAGCGGUCCGUCAUGGCCAUGGACCAUAUCGUCCAGGGUAAAGUAGAUAAGGUAUGCGAUCGACUCACACAGGCGAACGAAAAGGGAACUGUAGUCUCCUUGGACGACUUAUUCGCCGCGUUAACGGCAGAUGUUAUCUCUCACUAUGCAUACGGGGAGAGUCUGGGCUUUCUUGAUAUAAACAAUUUGAAGAAUGAGUUUCGCGACGCCGUUGCCUCUGCAGGAUUCCUCUGUCACUUCACACGUUUCUUCUUCGUCGUGCAGAUGAUAGCAGAUGCCGUGCCCGGACUGAUCGAAUGGAUGCAACCGAGCUCAAGGGGACUGUUUGAAGCCAAACGCAUGAUCGAACAAAUGGCCAAAUCUGCGAUCGAAAAAGACCACGUCACAGAUGCACAUUCGAGGAAAACGAUAUUUGACGCCCUCUGUGACGGCUCAGUGCGACCCGAGGAGAGAACGGUCCCCAGGGUUUGCGAUGAGGCGAUGGUUAUUUUUGGUGCAGGUACAGAGACUACAGCCAGAGUGCUAACAAUCGGGUCCUACUUCCUUUACCGGGAUGGACCGCGUUUGGAGAAAUUACGAGCAGAGGUAAAGACGGUCAUGCCGAGCCCAACCAGCCACGUCCCUCUGGUCCAGCUGGAGCAGUUGCCGUAUUUAACCGCAGUUAUAAACGAGUCUCUCCGCAUGGCGCAUAGUGUAACGCUGCGAUUGCCGCGGGCUUCACCAAUGGCAUUGGCGUAUGAGGACUAUAUCAUUCCUCCAGGGACACCAGUCAGCCAGUCUAUCUACUUCAUGCACAUGGACCGGACCAUUUUCCCUAACCCGGAAGCAUUCAAUCCGGAACGAUGGCUGGAAGCAUCGAGCAAGGGUGAACGACUAACUAAAUUCUUAGUUCCCUUCUCAAAAGGCUCCAGGAUGUGCCUGGGAUUGAACCUGGCGUACUCCGAGCUAUACCAGAUGUUUGCUUCCCUAGUUCGUCGCUUCGACCUAGAUAUCCACAACACGCCACCAGAGAAUAUUCGUAUAACGCGAGACUUCAUAAUUGGAUUGCCCGAGUCGGAUUCACUUAAAGUGCAUAGUCUGGUCGCUAAUGCUCUGUAA